This is a messenger RNA of Spodoptera littoralis (African cotton leafworm), 528 nucleotides long. NCBI's taxonomy places the organism in Eukaryota, Metazoa, Arthropoda, Insecta, Lepidoptera, Noctuidae. The record is from the annotation of a GenBank genome assembly.
AUGAAAACCUAUCAACUAACAGGUUCUGGACUUAUCAGCAUUGGACAAGGUUGUUUAUUAAAGACAAACGAGAUCACGAUUUACCCGUCCAAGAUUCACUCAAGCGAAAUCAAGAUUUUGCCUGAUCUGCCAGCACCGACUAUCGCGCCAAUCAAUGACAUCAUUAAGAUUACCCUACCGCAAUGGUCUGCGGGAAACCAGAAUAAUAAUUCCCAAACAAAAUUGUAUCAAGAUACAGAGCAAUUUGGAGACAGGAUUCAGUUGCUCAUGCAAGAAGAAGACCAGACACCGACAGCAUCGGAGGAGAUAUCAUAUCAUGACAUACAUCACUACGUUAUGAUAUAUGUGAUGUUUGCCAUAGUUGCUAUCUCAGGAGUAAUAUAUGCACUUCGUCGAGUACGCUGUCGAUGGCAAGUACCGCUAGCGGCUGCAAGAGCCGAAACAUCGACUACACCACCGCUGCCGAGCACACGGCGUUCAACAAUGCCAGGGACAAGACCUCAGACUGAGAGGAUAGAGAUGGAUUGA